Messenger RNA from Durio zibethinus, 2782 nucleotides. RefSeq names its product serine/threonine protein phosphatase 2A 59 kDa regulatory subunit B' zeta isoform-like. Gene Ontology annotation, cellular component: protein phosphatase type 2A complex. Lineage: Eukaryota; Viridiplantae; Streptophyta; Magnoliopsida; Malvales; Malvaceae. Gene Ontology annotation, molecular function: protein phosphatase regulator activity. The record is from RefSeq and is a predicted model, not a curated record. Gene Ontology annotation, biological process: signal transduction.
UGUGGUGGGUCCAUUUGCAUCGUGAUAACUGGUCAACCAAAAGCGAAAUUCAGGGUCAUUAUUGUAAUAUCAUAUUUUCUUAUUAUUUCUUAUCUUUUUUGAAUUUUUUCUUUUUCUGCCCCUCCUGUCCGAAAACCUCAAUUUCCGCAUGAUUUUUUCUGUCUAUUUUCCCUUCUUCCAAACAGACCCGUUAAGACAGCGAGAGAGAGAGAGAGAGAGAGGGAAGGAUCCCUAUUUCUUUACAUUUUUAUAUUGGUUUUUGUAUUACUAGGCAUUAUCUGAUUUCUCUUUUUUUUCUUUUGUUUUUUGCCUGGUAGUAUUUUUACUUCUUUUUUUCCCCUCUCCUCCUCUCUCUUGAAUCGAACUGAUUUUUGGGGUUUAUCUUAUCGGAGAUCGUUUUAAGGGGCUUUAAUUUUCUCUUGUUCUACCUUUUUCUUUUCUGGCGCUUUUUUUUUUAUUUGGAUCCCUUCAAAUAUUUCUUCAAAUGUAAGUUGAAAAUACCUUAUCUUUUUCGAUUCCUUCGUUUCAGUUACUUUUUUUUUAGAGAAUCGUAAUUUCGAAAACAUUAGAUUCUGAAUAGGGUUAUAUAUAUUUUUAAAUUUUUUCUUUUAAAUGCAAAUAUUCCCUUUCCAUUGCUUGAAUCCGUAAAUUAUGUAUGAAAGAAAUGUCUAUAAUCUGAUGUCUUUCAAGUUGGAAUCUUUGAUAAUUGUGGAUUAGGGUUAGGGUUAGGGUUCUGGUAGAUAUGAUCAAGCAGAUAUUAGGAAAGCUACCUCGGAAACCAUCGAAAUCAUCCCAAAAUGAUUCAAAUGGUGAUGGAGGAGUCAAUGGUAAUUCCUCUUCGUACUCUUCUCUAGGACCCAAUUCUUUAAACAACUCAAAACCCAGUUGGGCUUCUUCAAAAUCUUCAGGUUCACGUUUGAACAAUGGGACUCUUAAUUCUUAUUCAUCCAGUUCGAAUAAAUCUAAUCAAGGCCAGAAAACAGCCUCUCUUGCAAGCCAAGCGGGUCCUGUGUUAGCUUCAGGGGUUUAUGAGGCUUUGCCUAGUUUCCGGGAUAUUCCUAGCUCGGAAAAGCAGAGUCUUUUUCUUCGGAAGUUGAGUAUGUGUUGUGUGUUUUUUGAUUUUAGUGAUCCAUCUAAGAACCUUAGGGAAAAGGAUAUAAAGAGGCAGACGUUGUUGGAGCUUGUUGAUUAUAUUUUGUCGGUUACAUCCAAGUUCAAUGAAGUUGCAAUGCAAGAGAUUACUAGAAUGGUGGCCGCUAAUCUCUUUCGAACAUUUCCAUCCCCGAAUCAUGAUAACAAGCUUCUAGAAAUGUAUGAUUUGGAAGAUGAGGAACCGGCCAUGGAUCCUGCUUGGCCUCAUCUGCAGAUUGUAUAUGAACUUUUACUUAGAUUUGUGGCCUCAACGGAGACUGAUGCCAAGCUUGCUAAAAGAUAUAUCGACCAUUCAUUCGUGUUGAAAUUGUUGGAUUUGUUUGAUUCAGAUGACCAAAGAGAGAGGGAGUAUCUAAAGACAAUUCUACAUCGGAUUUAUGGGAAGUUCAUGGUGCAUCGGCCAUUUAUUAGAAAAGCCAUCAACAAUAUCUUCUAUAGGUUUAUUUUUGAGACCGAGAAACACAAUGGUAUCGCUGAGUUGCUUGAAAUCUUGGGGAGUAUAAUAAAUGGGUUUGCUUUGCCUUUGAAGGAGGAGCACAAGCUCUUCUUGGUCCGAGCUCUGAUUCCUCUGCACAAGCCCAAGUGUGUAUCCAUGUACCAUCAGCAAGUUUCUUAUUGCAUUACUCAGUUUGUUGAGAAAGACUUCAAGCUGGCUGAUACUGUCAUCCGAGGCCUUCUAAAGUAUUGGCCUGUAACUAAUAGUUCAAAGGAGGUAAUGUUCCUUGGAGAGCUGGAAGAAGUUCUAGAAGCUACUCAGGCAGCUGAAUUCCAACGCUGCAUGGUUCCUCUUUUCCGGCAGAUUGGUCGCUGCCUCAACAGCUCUCAUUUUCAGGUAGCUGAACGUGCUUUGUUUUUGUGGAACAAUGAUCACAUAAGAAAUCUGAUCACCCAUAACCGCACAAUAAUACUACCUAUGAUCUUCCCAGCAUUGGAGAGAAACACACGUGGUCAUUGGAACCAGGCAGUUCAGAGUCUUACACUGAAUGUCAGGAAGAUAUUCUCCGAUGCUGAUCAACUGCUCUUUGAUGAAUGUUUGGCCAGAUUCCAAGAAGAUGAACUGAAGGAAAAAGAGAUGCAGGAGAAGCGGGAACUAACCUGGAAGCGGUUGGAAUAUGUGGCUGCAUCUACCGCUGUAAGUAAUGAAGCUGUUCUGGUUUCAAGAUUUGUCUCUUCCAUUGCCAUCUCCACCAGCACAAGUACAAAGGCAAUGGCAGGCAGUUGAGAUAUGCACUGAAUGCAAUUUGUAAGGAAUCAUUCACAUCCAUCAAAGUGAAAUGAUCCAGGUGUAGCCCAAAUGAUGCACCAUGGGAAUCGGUUGAUGUCACUUCAGUUUUUUAACAGCUAAUCUCUACCUCCUGAAUGACAAGUGGUAGGGUUCUGUGGAUAUUAAGGUUGCUUCUAUUUUGGUUCUGGGCUCAUUCAUUUUUCUAUCUUCCUUUUGCCUUUUUCCUUUCUCUCCCCUGCCCCCUUCCUCUUUACGACGGAGGUGCUAGUGUGUGUAUCAUAAGGGAUUUAGUUUAUGAAGUAAGCUGUUGGAUUUACUAUCAGAUACUAUUUAUUUUUAUUAUUAUAUUUUUUGUAAUGAUGCAAGGACAUAUUUUUCCCCUGUUCCCUGCUACCCCCCCCCCCC